GCGCGGGACGGGACGGGGCAAGCGCGGGCGCCGGGGAGCUGCGGCCCGGAGUCGGGGCGCCUUGCCCCGGGCCCCCCCACCCCACCUCCCAACACACCAGCAUGAAGACCCCGGCGGACACAGGGUUUGCCUUCCCGGAUUGGGCCUACAAGCCGGAGUCAUCCCCCGGCUCCCGGCAGAUCCAGCUGUGGCACUUUAUCCUUGAGCUGCUACGGAAGGAGGAAUACCAGGGCGUCAUCGCCUGGCAGGGGGACUACGGGGAAUUUGUCAUCAAGGACCCAGAUGAGGUCGCCCGCCUCUGGGGGGUCCGCAAGUGCAAGCCCCAGAUGAACUAUGACAAGCUGAGCCGGGCCCUGCGCUAUUAUUACAACAAGCGCAUUCUGCACAAAACCAAGGGGAAACGGUUCACCUACAAGUUCAAUUUCAACAAACUGGUGCUGGUUAAUUACCCUUUCAUUGAUGUGGGGCUGGCUGGGGGUGCGGUGCCGCAGAGUGCCCCUCCCGUGCCAUCCGGCGGCAGCCACUUCCGCUUCCCUCCCUCCACGCCCUCUGAGGUGCUGUCCCCCACUGAAGACCCCCGCUCGCCGCCGGCCUGCUCUUCAUCCUCAUCUUCCCUCUUUUCGGCUGUGGUGGCCCGUCGCCUGGGCCGUGGCUCAGUCAGUGACUGUAGCGAUGGCACAUCAGAGCUGGAAGAGCCACUGGGAGAGGACCCCCGGGCUCGACCCCCCGGCCCCCCAGAGCUGGGUGCCUUCCGAGGGCCCCCACUGGCCCGCCUAUCUCAUGACCCUGGUGUCUUCCGUGUCUAUCCUCGGCCUCGGGGGGGCCCUGAGCCCCUCAGUCCCUUCCCUGUGUCACCUCUUGCUGGGCCUGGCUCCCUACUACCCCCUCAGCUCUCGCCAGCCCUCCCCAUGACACCCACGCACCUGGCCUACACACCCUCACCCACGCUCAGCCCUAUGUACCCCAGUGGUGGCGGGGGCCCCAGUGGCUCAGCCGGAGGCUCCCACUUUUCCUUUAGCCCCGAGGACAUGAAACGGUACCUACAGGCCCAUACCCAAAGCGUCUACAACUACCACCUCAGUCCCCGCGCCUUCCUGCACUACCCUGGGCUGGUGGUACCCCAGCCCCAACGCCCUGACAAGUGUCCGCUGCCACCCCUGGCACCCGAGACCCCACCGGUCCCUUCCUCGUCCUCGUCCUCCUCUUCCUCUUCUUCCUCCCCAUUCAAGUUUAAGCUGCAGCCGCCUCCACUAGGACGCCGCCAGCGGGCAUCAGGGGAGAAGGCGCCGGGAGGCCCCGACAAGAGCAGCGGAGGGGGCCUGGGAGGCAGUGCCACCGGGGGCUUGGCCGAGGGUGCGGGCGCGCUGGCCCCCCCACCGCCGCCACCCCAGAUCAAGGUGGAGCCCAUCUCAGAAGGCGAGUCGGAGGAGGUGGAGGUGACUGACAUCAGCGACGAGGAUGAGGAAGAUGGGGAAGUGUUUAAGACACCCCGUGCCCCACCUGCGCCCCCCAAGCCGGAGCCUGGCGAGGCACCUGGGGCGGCCCAAUGCAUGCCCCUCAAGCUGCGCUUUAAGCGGCGCUGGAGUGAAGACUGUCGUCUGGAGGGGGGCGGGGGUCCUGCUGGGGCCCUUGAGGAUGAGGGUGAAGACAAAAAGGUGCGGGGCGAGGGACCUGGGGAAGCCGGGGGACCUCUCACCCCAAGGAGGGUGAGUUCUGAUCUCCAGCAUGCCACAGCUCAGCUCUCUCUGGAACAUCGAGAUUCCUGAGGGCUGUGGGCAGGGGGCCCAGGUGUCCCCCAUUUCCCAUGCUUCUUUUGCUGCCUUAACCACCCCCCCC
Messenger RNA from Dipodomys spectabilis (banner-tailed kangaroo rat), 1836 nucleotides. RefSeq names its product ETS2 repressor factor (gene Erf). Gene Ontology annotation, cellular component: nucleus. The transcript is spliced from 4 exons. The coding region runs from base 102 to 1766 and encodes 554 amino acids. NCBI's taxonomy places the organism in Eukaryota, Metazoa, Chordata, Mammalia, Rodentia, Heteromyidae. Gene Ontology annotation, molecular function: DNA-binding transcription factor activity, RNA polymerase II-specific; sequence-specific DNA binding. Gene Ontology annotation, biological process: regulation of transcription by RNA polymerase II; cell differentiation. The record is from RefSeq and is a predicted model, not a curated record.